AUGAAUGGGCAAGAUAUGCCAAUGGACGCAGCAAGUUUUCUACCUUUAGUUCUUCAAGCACAAGACCUUGUUUGUAAAUUAGAAAGUAGAGUUGUGGAGUUGGAAAAUGACCUUGAGACUAUUAACGAGGCACACGAACAAGAACGGGAGCAACUACUUCAAGAAAUCGGUGAAAAGGAUGAAUAUAUUCAUAAUUUAAAAACCAAAGUUAGUCGUCUUGAAUUCGGAGCACGAGAAGCAAUUGUCGUGCUUGCGCGGACAAAUAAUGUUAAAGUUCCUCGAAAUAAUGCCGGGCGACGUAAUCAUCGUAAUUAUGAGACCCCAAAAAGGCGUCAGAGUCAGUUAAGCGACUUUGACACUACUAAGAAUAAUAAUAGUAGUAAACAAUUGCCGCCGCAUCCAAUUGUCCCUGUUCGACGUGACUCUAAAUUACAGCCUUCGAGCGAGGAGAUAACUCCGGUGGAUGAAGAAAUUAAAAAUACAGUUGCUGUUGACGAGCUUGACCGUCUAGAAGAUUUGGAUGGGUCAGAAGAUAUUACAGCUUUCGACCUGCUGACUGAUGACGAAGAUACUAAUAAUUUCGCUUCUCAGUAUCAAAAAAGAGAAACUGUUGAAGAAACAAGCGAAUCAAACCUUGUUAAUUUACACGAGGAGCCACAGGAAUAUAUCAAUAAUAUCAAACCCGACGAGGAUGAACAUCGCCCCAUUGAAAACGUUUCUCAUCAUACUCAAAGCAUUUGUCCUAAUUGUGAAUCCUUACUAGCUCAAGCAGAUCAACAUAUAGAGGAACGAGCAUAUAUAAAACGUGAUCUUUCAGCUCUUGCUAUAUCAUUAUCAGAGGAACAAACCCUUCGUAUGCAAAUUCAAUCCGCCAAAGAGGAUUUGGAAUCCGAAAUUGACGACUGGGUAAACGCCAUGUUUGAAAAAGUUAAUCAAAUGGUCUUUGAUGAAGCGAAUGCACGAGAAGAUCUAGAAAUAUUAAACCGAGAGACAAAGGGUAAAUUAUCCGAAGCCCUAAAAGCUUCCGCUUCUCGGGAGGAUCGCUUGCGUGAGAUGAAACUACUGUUAGUUCACUUGGAUUCUACAAAACAGAGACAGGCAAUACAAACUUCAACACCUGCUCCCGGAGUACUAAGUCGAGCAUCUAGCAUUCGAAGAAGCAUAAUGUCUAAUUCUCCUAUAAGUAGUCCACGCGCUAGCAGAAACUUUGGUCACAUGUCACCCAGCUUAUUCUCGAUGGACGAUUUCAUGUUUGCAAAAGGCAAAAAAAUAUAUCUUGAUGGUAUUGUAUAUGAAGAAUUCCAAGAAUACGUCAAAGCUUUUACGACAUCUCCAGCACCCAAUAAUCUUAAUCUAAAUGCACCUUUCAUGAAACGUUGUAUGGCUGAAGAUAUUCAACCUUGUCUGUUUGAAGGAAAAUCCGGGUGGAAAUCGCCAUUCUAUAAAAGACGUCUGUUAGAAGCAAUAAUGAAGAGCCAAUGCGAAAUUCAGACAAUAUAUUUCAAUUCAUCUAUGCCCGGUACUCCAACCACAAGUCAAAUCAGCAUCUCAUCUCGCUCUAGCUACCAAGAACCUCCACCACCACCAAAAGUAAAAUGUGGUCUAUGUGGAUGCUCAAGAAGCUGUGAAUAUAGAAUGAGAAUAUCAGGGCCAGAUGCAGCAGUGCCACCGACAGCCACCACACUUAAUUCGUCUGCACGUUUAUCAGUCACCGAGAAACCUGGAUGGAUUCCGCUUGAUCGUUUCUGUCGGGAUCGUGUUGUGGCUGUUUGUGAUUUCUAUGCUUAUCUCUCACAUCUUCGUCAAGGAUUGCUAGCAAAUUCGCCUGUAUGGGGAAUGUACAAACAAUGUCUCAAGCAUCGAAGAAAAAUGGGAAUGGCUCGUGUUGGUAGUAUUAGCAUGUUUGAACAAGACGAUAACACUGACUUCGAGAAUGCAGAUAUGGAAGGAAUGGUGACGGACAAUAGACGAAUGAUGCCUAAAAAAUUGAAAAUAUCAGAUUCCGCUCCACAACUCAUGGGUCCGCGUAUUAAUACUCUUUGGCCAUCUAUUUCAUUCCUUUCGAUCGCAGGUGCUUUGGCUCGAAGUUCCGAUUCUCAUGACUAA
This is a messenger RNA of Ambispora gerdemannii, 2106 nucleotides long. NCBI's taxonomy places the organism in Eukaryota, Fungi, Glomeromycota, Glomeromycetes, Archaeosporales, Ambisporaceae. The record is from the annotation of a GenBank genome assembly.